CUCUGAAACAAAAGUAAAAUGUCACUUCGCGUGAAAAUUAUCGCUAGUGGAAAACCGGCUUGACGCUGUUGUUAAGCGAGGCAGAAUUUGAUGGACAUUCGGGCGUAUGUUGAUGUAGGUUUUCAAGCGAUUACUAUUAUACUUCACGACAACGGUUAUGCAUGGGAACACAUAUAGCACUAUUUUAAGAGCUUAUUUUCUCGACAAUGCUUUCAUAAAAUUAACAUAUAACGCCUGUUCACAAAGUAUUACCUCCUCACAUCAAAGUAUAACUGUAGUGUAGCCAAUCCGUCUAAUAGAACAUGUUAAUUCUAGAAGGGUUUCAAGUGUAGACGUACGUGUGUUUUACGUCGAUUCAAAAGCAUAUUCAGUUGUUUAACAACUCUUGCGGUUGCAACAUGGUUCGUAAUCGAGACUUCAGUUUUCGACUCUUGUAUCGAGUCGCUUUCUUUUUCUUCUGUUUGUUGUUUGUCUGUUUUUAUCGUGGUGAUCGUGGUUUUGGACUUAUCACGGGAGAGAUCAAAACGGGAUCAAGGAAAUUGAGAGAAGAAUUUAACGACACGCCCUCAACACGUAAAAUUUCAAACGAAUCCAUUCCCGACACAACAGAAAAUUCUGAACAGAUUGAUGUCGACAAGACGGAAGAAGAAACUGGUCUUCAAGAGAUAAGAAAAGAGAUUGCAGUUGAAACAAAGCGAAGUUAUGAAAUAGGAAAGAAACAAGAAGUUCCUUUUUCAACUUCUUCACUGCCUAAAUGGAAAUAUCCCACUAUGAAACCAGGCAUCAUUUCUCAUGUAAAUCAGACGAAAUGGGACAUUUAUAUCAAAAUAAACCUAUCCUUGUUGAGCCGCCGAUUUUCUCAUCCUGACAACUUCUCAACAAGGCAGCACAACCGGAACAGACGAGACAUUGAUGCAAUCACAAGAAGUAAGACAGGUUUGAUCGACUGCGCGAAUUCUACCUUUAGUAUAGAAUAUGAAGAUGAUUACAAAGUGUGGAACAACUUCUCGAUCAUGUACCAGGGUGAAAUAUACCAUUAUGACCAGUACAGAGUCACAAAGAAAGGUCUAGAAGUUUGUAAUUCUUCCAAACCUCUUAUCCAACUAAGAUGGCAAAAUUUGACUAUCAUUGAGAAGGAAAAGAUGGCUUCCAGACAUUGCAAUGUAUCCGUUGAUGGUUUUCCAAGGCAAAAUUACAAAGUAUAUAAAAAUUUAACUGUUUUCUUCAAACUCACCACGCAAAGUUUUACACAGCGAGAUUACGGGGUAAUUUUUGGACAUUUUGCAAUUUGUGCGGGGAAGCUUAACAAAGCCUGCGACGAAUACUUAGUCAGAGUAAAGUACGGGAGACAAUACCACGUGUGGAAGAAUUUUUCCCUCUCUUUCAACAACAGGAUUUAUCAUCCUAGCGAAUAUCGACUAAACUACGACAAUAUUCAGAUGUGUGCUUCCAAUGAUGCAAAAAUUCAAGCGAUUUGGAAAUCUCGAAAUUCGUGGAAAAAGGUGAAAGCCCGGUAUGAAUGCCUUGCCCAGGGUGAUCAUUUCAUUAAGACGCGGGUUUACGUUGUGAAUAAACAGUUUACGCUAUAUUACCAAUGGAGAGGUCAAUAUCUCACAAGACAGGACUACAGAGUGAAAGAUGGUAAACCUUUCGUAUGCAAAGGAAGAUUAAGACCAGAAUCAACGGAGUUUACCAAGGAAGAUCUAUUAACAUGCAACGAUUCAAUCAUCAAUAUAAAAUACGAUGAUGAAUACAAAGUUUGGAAUAACUUUUCAAUACUUUAUAAGAACAAGGUCUAUGAUUAUACUGAGUAUCGAGUUCUGAAUGAUACCAUAAAGAUUUGUAACUCCACUGAUGACUACGUACGGAAUAUUUGGGAAUUGCGUAAUUACUGGAUGAAGAGGAAAAGGUCUUUUAAAGGUUGUAAUAAAGCUUUCGGCUUAAAUUAUUAUGUGGUGAGUAAGCAGCUCCAUGUUUACUGGGCAGCAGCCAGUCAACAUUUUAAAACGAGUGACUAUGGGGUUAUACACGGUAAACCUUAUCUAUGCCAGGGAAAAUUAGGACUACAGUCAAGAGAGUAUACCAAGGAAGAUCAAUUAACAUGCAACGAUUCAAUCAUCAAUAUAAAAUACGACGAUAAAUACAAAGUUUGGAAUAACUUUUCAAUACUCUACAAGAACAAGGUGUAUGAUUAUACUGAGUAUCGAGUUCUGAAUGAUACCAUAAAGAUUUGUAACUACACUGAUGACUGCCUACGGAAUAUUUGGGAAUUGCGUAAUAACUGGGUAAAGAGGAACAGAUCUUUUAAAGGUUGUAAUAAAAAUAAAGCCUUCCGCUUAAAUUAUUAUGUGGUGAGUAAGCAGCUCCAUGUUUACUGGGCAGCAGCCAGACAACAUUUUAAGACGAGUGACUAUGGGGUUAUACACGGUAAACCUUACGUAUGCAAGGGUAAUUUAACACUACUAUCAACAGGGUAUACUAAAGAAGAUCAAUUAACAUGCAACGAUUCAAUCAUCAAUAUAAAGUACGAUGAUGAAUACGCAGUUGGAAAAAACUUUUCAUUACUCUAUGAGAACAAGGUGUAUGAUUAUACUGAGUAUCGAGUUCUGAAUGAUACCAUAAAGAUUUGUAACUCCACUGAUGACUACGUACGAAAUAUUUGGAAAGUGCGAAAUGAGUGGAUGAAAAAACAAAUACGUAGUAAAAAUUGUCGGAAACAUUUCAUUGGGAAAUUGCUUUAUUUUGUGACUAAACAUUUCCAUGUCUACUGGGCGCAAGUUAAUCAAUAUCUCACAAGAAGUGAGUUUGCGGUUAUACGCGGCCUACCAGUCAUAUGCAAAGAAAUUGUUAGCCAUCAAAUACAAAGAUCAAGAAAUUUUACCAAAGAAGAUCUAUUAACAUGCAACGAUUCAAUCAUCAAUAUAAAAUACGAUGAUGAAUACAAGGUUUGGAAUAACUUUUCAGUACUCUACAAGAACAAGGUGUAUGAUUAUACUGAGUAUCGAGUUCUGAAUGAUACCAUAAAGAUUUGUAACUCCACUGAUAACUACGUACGGAAUAUUUGGGAAUUGCGUAAUAACUGGGUAAAAAGGAAAAGGUCUUUUAAAGGUUGUAAUAAAGCCAUCCGCUUAAAUUAUUAUGUGGUAUGCAAGCAGCUCCAUGUUUACUGGGCAGCAGGUAGUCAACAUUUUAAAACGAGCGACUAUGGGGUUAUACACGGUAAACCUUACGUAUGCAAGGGUAAUUUAACACUACUAUCAACAGGGUAUACCAAGGAAGAUCAAUUAACAUGCAACGAUUCAAUCAUCAAUAUAAAAUACGAAGAUGAAUACAAAGUUUGGAAUAACUUUUCAAUACUUUAUAAGAACAAGGUGUAUGAUUAUACUGAGUAUCGAGUUCUGAAUGAUACCAUAAAGAUUUGUAACUCCACUGAUGACUACGUACGGAAUAUUUGGGAAUUGCGUAAUAACUGGGUAAAGAGGAAAAGGUCUUUUAAAGGUUGUAAUAAAGCCAUCCGCUUAAAUUAUUAUGUGGUGAGUAAGCAGCUCCAUGUUUACUGGGCAGCAGGUAGUCAACAUUUUAAAACGAGUGACAAUGGAGUUAUACACGGUAAACCUUACGUAUGCAAGGGUAAUUUAACAAUACUAUCAACAGGGUAUACCAAGGAAGAUCUAUUAACAUGCAACGAUUCAAUUAUCGAUAUAAAAUACGAUGAUGAAUAUAAAGUUUGGAAUAACUUUUCAAUACUUUAUAAGAGCAAGGUGUAUGAUUAUACUGAGUAUCGAGUUCUGAAUGAUUGCAUAAAGAUCUGCAAAUCCACUGAUGACUACGUACGGAAUAAUUGGAAAUUGCGUAAUAAGUGGGUAAAAAGGGUGAGGUUUAUUAAAGAGUGCAAUGAAUGCUCUUACCUGCAAUAUUUUGUUGUGAGUAAGCAGUUCCAUGUCUAUUGGGCGCGCACUGAUCAAUAUUUCUCAGUAAAUGACUACGGAGUGACAGACGGAAGACCUUGUACAUGCAAAAAAAAGUUUAGACCAGAAUCACUAGAGUUUACCAAGGAAGAUCUAUUAAAAUGCAACGAUUCAAUCAUCAAUAUCAAAUACGAUGAUGACUACAAAGGUUGGAGUAACCUUUCAAUACUCCACAAGAACAAAAUGUAUGAUUAUACUGAGUAUCGAGUUCUGAAUGAUACCAUAAAGAUUUGUAACUCCACUGAUGACUACGUACGGAAUAUUUGGAAAAUGCGUAAUGAGUGGAUAAAGAGAGAAAUUUCUUUCAAAGGAUCCCAAAUAUGCGUUUACCUCAACUAUCAAGCAGUUGUUGUGAGCAAGCAGUUCCAUAUGUACCGGUCACUAACUGGUCAAUAUUUCACAAAACACGACUAUGGGGUGAUAGACGGUCGACCUUGCAUUAGCGAAGAAAAGUACGGACCUCCGUCAACUGAGUAUACCAAGGAAGAUCUAUUAACAUGCAGCGAUUCAAUCAUCAAUAUAAAAUACGAUGAUGAAUACAAAAUUUGGCCGAAUAAAAACUUUGCAAUACUCUACAAGUACAAGGUGUAUGAUUAUACUGAGUAUCGAGUUCUGAAUGAUACCAUAAAGAUUUGUAACUCCACGGAUGACUAUGUGCAGAAUGUUUGGAAAAUGCGUACUUCCUGGGUAAAGGGCUUCAAGUAUUUUGAAAGUUGUAUUAAAUCCAUGAGAACGAAUACGGACAAACGAGGGCAUUUCACACUACUGAAGGAUGUGAAGUUGGAAGUAGUUACUGUACAGUAUGAAAUAAGUAAGACAAGUUCCAGAAAUGUGACACAUCGAAAAAAGUUCAAUGACCUCACAGAGUGGGUUGACGUUUCGUUUUUGAGGAAAAGUAAAACAAAGUAUAGUUAUAGCGUGUUCGAAGGUAAAUUUACAGUAUGUCCUGGUAAACGUACUGAACAUAGUAUAUCAGAUAUUAGGCUGUUCUUCAUAGCACCAUUUUGUGCCUUGGCUCUCUCAAUUAUUUGUUUAUUAUUGUUGUUGAUAGUUUAUGGUAUGCUUCCAGAGUUGCGAACUCUUCCUGGCUUGAAUUUGAUGAGUUUAAGUUUCUCAUUUCUCUUGGCAUUGAUUAAUUACGUAGUGUAUUUGUCACUGUAUUUACGUGUUGAUAAAGAAUUGGAUUUCCCAUGUGCUAGAAUGGAAAUAAUAAAUAAGUUUAUUACAUAUAACAUACUCAUGAAUGCUGCUGUUAAUAUCUAUCACUUGAGAAAAACCUUUUGCCGCAAUACUUUGGUGAGAUCUGAUGUAAACAAGUUGAAAACCUUCUUUAAGUACAGUCUGUUUGGCUGGGGUGUUCCUGUCGUUAUAACUAUAGUCUACAUUGUUCUUGUGAAGACGAAAGUCUUGAGGUUUCAUCAGAAUAUAACUCAGGAGUCAGUUUCUUGUGCUAAGGAUCACAAUCUUCCUAGUUGGCUGGUUGUUGUUGAGAAUUAUGGUGUUCCAGGCUGUGUUUUGUUCUACAUCAUUGCAAUGUUCAUCUUUACUGCUCGUGGAAUUCGCAAAAAACUCAGAGCAAGCGAGAACAUUGUACAGAAAUCAAACAUUGUUAAGAAACGCAGAAGCUUUGUUUUGUUGUUUAAGCUGUCAACCACUACAGCCAUCAGCUGGAUUCCUCUUGUAUUUGAAGAUUUAGUGUUUAAUUCUGACCUUAUGAUAUCAUUACUGACGGUAGCGUGGCUUUCUGGUGUUUAUGUUGGAAUUGCUUUUGUCUUCACUGGAAAAAAUUACCAGCUGCUUAGGAAGAAAUUUUUUGGCGAGCAAGCGAGUCGUUAAAAUCUUCUUGGCACGAACCUUCGAAAAAUAUCUCAAUAAUCACGUAUUCGUCGCCUUAAAAUCUGUAAAAGAAAUGUAGAAAGGAAACUGUACUUAGAUUCAACAAGCAAUGGAAGCAAUUAAAUUAUGAUGUAAAUAAAUGUAAUGUGUUUAGAGCCAUUAUGCAACAGCAGGUCGGUUCAAAACAUUCGUGGAUUUUCGAUGACUUACUUUCGGUGAUGACCUCAUGCAUAACUGAAUCGUUUAUAAUAAUUCUAUCCUAACCUUAAACUUAAAGGCAUUGGCAAUUAUAAUCAGUCUUAUCAUGUAUCCCCAAAAUGAUGAUGUUGGGUUGGCCAAGCAUCCCUGUACCUAUAAUAAUGCACUAAUGCUUGGAUAAAAAGCAGUGCCAUCAAUACAAGUAUAUAAAACUAAAUAAGAAGUUAACGUUGAUGUAAUUGUAAUUAAAUAAUAAACU
Messenger RNA from Dendronephthya gigantea, 6261 nucleotides. RefSeq lists its product as uncharacterized. The coding region runs from base 399 to 5804 and encodes 1801 amino acids. Gene Ontology annotation, cellular component: membrane. NCBI's taxonomy places the organism in Eukaryota, Metazoa, Cnidaria, Anthozoa, Malacalcyonacea, Nephtheidae. Gene Ontology annotation, molecular function: G protein-coupled receptor activity. Gene Ontology annotation, biological process: G protein-coupled receptor signaling pathway; cell surface receptor signaling pathway. The transcript has 2 exons. The record is from RefSeq and is a predicted model, not a curated record.